This is a messenger RNA of Mangifera indica (mango), 3412 nucleotides long. RefSeq lists its product as uncharacterized. The record is from RefSeq and is a predicted model, not a curated record. Bases 274 to 3198 code for a protein of 974 amino acids. Gene Ontology annotation, molecular function: sugar transmembrane transporter activity. NCBI's taxonomy places the organism in Eukaryota, Viridiplantae, Streptophyta, Magnoliopsida, Sapindales, Anacardiaceae. Gene Ontology annotation, cellular component: membrane. The transcript has 36 exons. Gene Ontology annotation, biological process: carbohydrate transport; transmembrane transport.
CCCCUUAAAUAUUAUCCACAUAUUCUGAAUUAUGGUAGUGAUGAUACUGAUUUUUACGGUGUGUGAGUUGCAUGUAUCUAUCAGAUCACAGAUAAGCCACACAUGGAAAAUACAUAAAAGCUGGACAAAAUGGGGCCUAUCUACCCCAAUUGUCUGAAUGUUUUGUCUUUUAUUUUAACUCUUUUUCUUGUCUUCUUGUUCAUAAUCUCAUAAUAAUACUAUUUCUCUUUGCUUUUUAUCUUCCAAGAACUUUAAGCAACAUCUGAAGAGUCAAUGCCAUUAGUACUGAAGAAUCUUUCAGUAGCUUUGGAGAUGGACAAAGAAAGCAUAACUGAAGCAGGGUUAUCAACUUUUCUGCUUAAAGAGAAGUCUGAGAUACUUGGAAGCAGUGGUGGCAGCCAUGGUGGUGAUGGUGUCACCGAUGAGAGUGGAAGUUCCUCAGCCACAAGUUUGGUUGUUCUCAGCACCUUUGUUGCCGUCUGUGGUUCUUAUGUUUUUGGCUCUGCAGUGGGAUAUUCAUCACCAGCUGAAUCGGGAAUAAUAGAUGAUCUGGGUCUCUCUGUUGCACAAUAUUCACUUUUCGGGUCAAUAUUGACGAUUGGAGCAAUGCUAGGUGCUAUAAUGAGUGGGAGGAUAGCAGAUUACAUUGGUCGAAGAGGUACAAUGGGCUUCGCUGAGAUAUUUUGCAUCAUUGGGUGGCUUUUGAUAGGAUUCUCAAAGGUUGAUUGGUGCCUAGACAUUGGAAGACUGUUGGUAGGAUAUGGGAUGGGCCUCAUUUCUUAUGUGGUACCAAUAUAUAUUGCUGAAAUUACACCAAAAAAUCUUCGAGGAGGGUUUACGACAUUUCAUCAGUUCAUGAUUUGUUGUGGUGUGUCAAUGACAUAUCUCAUUGGAGCUUUCCUAAACUGGAGGAUUUUAGCUCUGAUUGGAACUAUUCCAUGCCUUAUUCAGCUUCUUGGUGCACCCUUCAUCCCAGAAUCACCCAGAUGGCUGGCAAAGAUUGGUAAAGCAAAAGAGUGCGAAGAUGCCCUGCAGCGCCUUCGGGGAGCGAAUGCUGAUAUUUCUGAUGAGGCAGAAGAGAUUAGAGAUUACACAGAAACCCUUCAAAGGCUUUCUGAAGGUAGCAUUUUUGAAUUAUUCCAAUGGAAAUAUGCUCAUUCCCUCAUUGUUGGCGUGGGCUUGAUGGUACUACAACAAUUUGGAGGAGUCAAUGGCAUUGCAUUUUAUGCAAGUGCUAUUUUCAUAUCAGCCGGGUUUUCGGGUAGUGUCGGUACCAUAGCUAUGGUUGUGGUUCAGGUUCCAAUGACAUUGGUGGGAGUAGUUUUGAUGGAUAAAUCCGGACGAAGACCACUUUUGCUGGUGUCUGCAGCUGGAACAUGUCUCGGUUGCUUCCUCACUGCAUUAUCAUUUUUCUUGCAGGAUCUCGGACAAUGGAAGGAUGUAGCUCCGUUUUUAGCACUUGUUGGAGUGCUGGUAUACACAGGAUCUUUCUCAUUAGGCAUGGGAGGCAUACCUUGGGUUAUAAUGUCAGAGGUAUUCCCUAUAAAUAUGAAAGGCUCAGCUGGAAGUCUUGUGACAUUGGUUAGCUGGCUAGGGUCUUGGAUUAUAUCCUAUGCUUUUAACUUUCUAAUGGAUUGGAGCUCAGCAGGAACAUUCUUCAUAUUCUCAGCCAUUUGCUGCUUUACGGUCCUGUUUGUAGCAAAGCUAGUACCCGAAACCAAAGGGCGAACUCUUGAAGAAAUACAAGCGUCAAUGAAUCCAUUUUCAGCAAGAACUAUGGAGGGAGAAAGCUUAGAAAACGAAAACAUUAACAGUCAUCUGUUAGGGGAUUUUGAUGGUGUAGGUGAGAGUGGCAGUUCUGUCACUGUUAUACUUGUGUUCAGCACUUUCAUUGCUGUUUGCGGUUCCUAUGUUUUUGGAGCUUCUUUAGGAUAUUCUUCACCUGCAGAGAAUGGAAUCAGGGAAGACCUAGGCCUCUCUGUAGCCGAGUACUCUCUCUUUGGCUCAAUUAUGACAAUUGGAGCAAUGUUAGGUGCAAUAAUAAGUGGAAAGACGGCAGAUAUUAUUGGCCGCAAAGGUGCAAUGGGGAUUUCAGAAGCAUUCUGCCUCAUAGGCUGGCUUGCAAUACUAUUCUCCAAGAAUGUAUGGCUGCUGGACAUUGGAAGACUAUUCAUAGGAUGUGGCAUUGGGCUUCUCACUUAUGUGGUACCUGUAUAUAUAGCAGAAAUAACUCCUAAAAACCUUAGAGGAGGAUUUUCAAGUGUUCAUCAGUUCAUGGUAACUUUCGGCUCUGCAAUGACAUAUUUUAUCGGAACGGUUGUCAGCUGGCGUACACUAGCCCUUAUGGGAAUGAUUCCAUGUCUAGCACAGCUUGUAGGCUUAUUUAUUAUUCCAGAGUCUCCAAGAUGGCUGGCUAAGAUCGGUCAAGUGAAAGACUGCGAAGCUGCUCUACAGCGUCUUAGAGGAGAAAGUACCAAUAUAUCUGAGGAAGCAGCUGAGAUUAGAGACUACACACAGAACCUUAAGCAACUCCCUGAAGGAAGAUUUCUAGACUUGUUCCAGCGGAUAUAUGCUCGUUCACUCAUGGUUGGAGUCGGGCUGAUGUUACUGCAACAAUUUGGAGGGGCUAAUGGAAUUGCAUUUUAUGCGAGUUCUAUAUUUGAAUCAGCGGGUUUUUCAGCUAAUGUAGGGACAAUUGCAAUGGCUAUUGUUCAGAUUCCUAUGACAAUAAUUGGAAUACUAUUAAUGGAUAAAUCCGGAAGAAGACCACUUCUACUGAUUUCUUCUGUGGGAACUUUCGUUGGCUGCCUCCUCACCGGGGUGUCAUUCUCAUUGCAGGACCAUCAGCUAUGGAAAGAUGUCACUCCGGUUCUGGUGUUUGUUGGUAUACUGGUCUAUAAUGGAUCGUUUGGGCUAGGACUUGCAGGGAUACCAUGGCUCAUAAUGUCAGAGAUUUUUCCCAUUAACAUGAAGGGUUCAGCUGGCAGUGCUGUGUCUUUGGUCAACUGGUUUAGUUCCUGGAUUGUUUCCUACAUGUUCAACUUCUUAAUGGAAUGGAGCUCUGCAGGCACAUUCUUCAUAUUCUCUAGCAUCAGCUGCUUGACUGUCCUCUUUGUGGCAAAGAUAGUACCGGAGACCAAGGGGCGAACACUCGAACAAAUACAGGCAGUUAUGAACCCACUAACAGCUAGAAGAUGAACCUGGCUUUCUUAUCCAAAGGUUAAAUGGUCCUAUAAUUCUGCAGGGAUGCACUUGUGAGCGACUUGAAAUGAAAAAGGUUUUUUAUUAUAGAUUCUCAAUUAGUUAGGAGGCUUUUGAUUGAAAAUAGAAGAAUAAAACAGCACAAUCACCUAUCAUUCUUCAUCAAAAUGAAUCUUUCAGAGAAAUAUUAUUCUGGGUUAUGAAAGAAUAA